Molecule: messenger RNA, 6881 nt
Organism: Toxotes jaculatrix (banded archerfish)
Lineage: Eukaryota; Metazoa; Chordata; Actinopteri; Toxotidae
Gene: l1cama
Product: L1 cell adhesion molecule, paralog a
Exons: 29
Coding region: 361-4215 (1284 amino acids)
Biological process (GO): cell-cell adhesion
Molecular function (GO): protein binding
Source: RefSeq, a predicted model, not a curated record
CAAUUUCACAGAGAAGAAGAAGAAGAAAAGGCACAAGUAGAUAAGGAAGAGAGGGGGAAAAGGACGCAAGGAGUUGCCAGAGGAAAGGAGCAUCACUGCGAAGAGAGGAGACCAGCAGGAGGGCGUGGACCUUACUAAAAGAAGGAUACAGGGGAAAAAAAUAAAAACGAGAGAAGACAAGAGGGACCAAAGACAUACGAGGCAAAGCUGAGGCCUCCUGGAAGAGAAACAUAGCCUCACACUUGCUCAGCACGAGAGAGUGUGUGUGUGUGUGUGUGUGUGUGUGUGUGAGGUUGCCCUCUGUGUGCAAUUUACUGUACGUGUGUGUGAGCAGGUGGGACUUUGAUGGGACAGUGAGCAAUGCCUCACACGCAGCGACAGCAGGUUGACAGUAGGGGGCAGUGCUCCUCCCGCCUCCUCCCCCUCCUCCUUUUCCUCCUUUCCAUUGCUGCCCGGCCCAGCCAAACAGCCAUACACAUACCCUCCAACUACCACAUAAGUGAUCUCAAGAGGCCUCCAGUGAUCACCAUGCAGCCGGAAUCUGUCACCGUCUUCAGUGUUGAAGACCUCGUCAUGAGCUGUGAAGCCUCCAGCAAUCCCCCACCCAUUUUCCGAUGGACAAAGGAUGGAGAGGAGUUUUACCCAGCCAAUGACCCAGAGCUGAAAGUUACUGAGGAUACUGGCUCAUUCGCAUUCUACACACUCAGUAAUACUAUGGACACCCUGAAGCAGUACCAAGGCAAAUAUGUCUGCUACGCAUCCAACGAGCUGGGGACUGCCGUCUCUAAUGAGGCCAUACUCAGCACUGAUGUUCCUCCAACCCAGCAGAAAGAAAAAAAGGUUACUGUGAAGUCUGAACUGGGAAGCAGUAUUGUUCUGAAGUGUAACCCCCCACAGAGCUCUAUGGAGCCUAUUAUCCACUGGAUGGACUGGAAGCUACACCACAUCCAGCUUAGUCACCGAGUGGUGGUGGGAAAGGAUGGCAACCUAUACUUUGCCCAUUUGACAACCGAGGACAGCAGGGAUGACUACACCUGCAAUGUCCAGUACCUGGCAACACGCACUAUUCUGGCAAAGGAACCCAUCACUCUGACUGUCACCCCAUCCAAUUCACUAGUACGGAACAAGAGACCUCAGAUGAUGAGACCUACUGGAAGCCACAGCACUUACCACGCCCUCAGGGGCCAGACCUUGGAGCUUGAGUGCAUCGUCCAGGGCCUUCCAACUCCUGACGUGUUGUGGCUGAGGAAGGAUGGUGAACUGUCCGAAUCUCGAACAACGAAAGAAAUGUACGACCGCCGCCUGCGCUUCAGUAACAUCUCAGAAAGCGACGGGGGAGAGUACCAAUGUAGAGCUAACAAUUCCCAAGGAAAGAUCACACACACUUACACUGUGAUUGUGGAAGCUGCUCCCUACUGGACCAAGGAGCCAGUCAGUCAGCUGUAUGCCCCAGGUGAGACUGUCAGACUAGACUGCCAGGCAGAUGGCAUCCCCUCUCCUACUAUGAGCUGGACCAUCAAUGGGAUUCCCCUCUCAGAAACCAAUAAGGACUCUAGACGUACUCUGAAAGGCGGAUCUCUAAUCCUAAAUGAAGUCAACUUUGGAGACACUGCCAUAUACCAGUGUCAGGCCUCCAACAAGCAUGGAACUAUCCUCACCAACACCAACGUAUAUGUCAUUGAGCUGCCUCCACAGAUCCUUACUGAGGAUGGGAACUCAUACACAUUUAUAGAGGGCCAGAAGGCUUUGCUGGAGUGUGAGACCUUUGGUUCUCCUAAACCUAAAGUCAUAUGGGAGAGUGGCAGCACCUCCUCCCUUCUGGCAGAUCCCAGAGUUAACCUACUCACCAAUGGGGGGCUUGAGAUCUUUAAUGUCACCCAUGACGAUGAGGGCUUGUACACCUGCUCUAUACAGAACACCAACUUGUCAGUCAGUGCAGAGCUGGAAGUACUCAACAGGACAGUUAUCCUGACUCCACCACAGGCUCUGAAGGUGCAGCCUGGAAACACAGCAAUCUUCACCUGUGUGGCCUUAGUUGACCCCAAACUCGGCUCUCCACAGAUUCAGUGGAGAAAGAACAAUCAGAAGCUGUUUGAAUCCUUCACUGAUGAAAAAUAUACAUUUGAAGGACCAGACCUGAUAAUAGCUAAUGUUGGGCCUGAUGAUGAGGGCUUGUACACCUGUCAGGUCAUCACUAGGCUGGACAUGGCUGAAGUCAGUGGCACCCUCACUUUAUGUGAUCGUCCAGACCCUCCUGUUCUCCUCCAGCUCACUGAUUCUAAGCAUCGCUCAGUCACCCUUAGCUGGACUCCUGGAGACGACCACAACAGCCCUGUGCUAGAGUAUGUGAUUGAGUUUGAGGACCAAGAUUUGAAGGAGAGGGGUUGGGAAGGGCUGAAGAGAGUAAGAGGGAACAUGGAGCAUGUCAGCCUCCCUCUGUGGCCCUACAUGUCCUACCGUUUCCGGGUCAUUGCCAUCAAUGAUGUGGGUAAGAGUGACCCCAGCAAACCAUCUGAGGUCUGCAGCACACCUGCUGCAGCUCCAGACAAUAACCCUGAAGAUGUGAGGAGUGAAUCCACAGACCCAGACACUCUGCUCAUCACCUGGGAGGAAAUGGACAAACGCAACUUUAAUGGACCUGACUUCAAAUACAAGGUGCUGUGGAGGCGAGUGGUGGGCAGCGGGCCCAAAUGGCACACCAACUACACAACAGCACCACCGUUCUUUGUCAGUGAUGUUGGUAACUUCUCUGCCUUUGAGAUCAAAGUUCAGGCUGUCAAUGAGAAAGGGGUGGGACCUGAAGCGGACCCUGUCAUUGGCUACUCAGGAGAGGAUGUUCCAUUGGAGGCUCCAAUGGAUGUGGGUGUUGUACUAAUGAACAGCACCACCAUCAAAGUGACCUGGGCAGCAAUAAACAGAGAGACGGUCAGAGGACACCUGCUGGGAUACAAGAUCUACUUGACCAGGACUGGCUCUAGGAACCACCACCACAGAGGCCGUAGGGCCAAGGAGCCAGAAAACACUUUGGUGGUGGAGACUGGGGCCAACGAGGAGAAGAAGCUGAUCAGUGAUCUCAGACCGUACUCCCACUAUAACCUGGCCGUCACUGUAUUCAACAGCAAGGGAGAGGGACCUGCCUCUGACACGCUGUCCUUCAAGACUCACGAGGGAGUUCCUGGUCCUCCCAUGUCCCUGGUGUUGGACAGCCCAUCAGAGACAGAGAUGAGCCUCCACUGGACACCUCCUAGCCAACCCAAUGGAGUCCUCAUUGGAUAUCUACUGCAAUACCAACAGAUUGUGGAGAAUGAUGACCGCCCCAUGCAGGUAGAGAAAAUAGAUGAUCCCACAGUCACCCGCCUCACGCUGAAGAACCUGGACCAUCACAGUCACUACCGCUUCUACCUGAGGGGACGCACUGCUGCUGGGGAUGGAGAGCCCAUCAUGAGGAUGGGUGCCACCACUCUGGAUGGGGUGCCUCCUGCUAACAUCACCGUGUCUGUGGCGGAAAAAGCAGUUAACCUCAGCUGGGUGGCCAAAAAGAGACACAGGAAUGUUAGCUUCCAGAUCCACUACCUCAGGAAGAAUGAAGGCGAGAAAUGGAAGAAGACAGAGAAGUUGAACUCCUCUCAGUCUUUCUAUCAGCUCCAGGGCCUGACUCCUGGCUCUCAUUAUCGUCUACGCUUCAUCUACAACAACAACACCUUCUGGGAGACACACAUUGAAACAGAAGGAACAGAAGUGACGGAGGUGCAGCCAAGCUUUGCAACACAGGGCUGGUUCAUUGGCGUUGUGAGUGCCAUCGUGCUUCUGCUCUUGAUACUGCUCAUCCUCUGCUUCAUCAAGAGGAGUAAAGGGGGAAAGUACUCAGUGAAAGAUAAAGAAGAGGGUCCGAUGGACUCAGAGGCACGGCCGAUGAAAGAUGAGACUUUUGGAGAGUACAGAUCUCUAGACAGCGAUAUUGAGGAGAAAUGCAUGGCCAGCCAUCCGUCGCUGUGUGAGGAGAGCAAGCUGUGCAGUGAGGACAACCUUGACUUCAACGGCAGCAGUGUCCUAACCACGGAGCUCAACAUGGAUGAGUCUCUGGUCAGCCAGUUCAGUCGGCCCAGCGAGGGUCCAGAUGCGCUUCAUGCCCCGCCGGACAACUCCCCGCUCAACCACACCACCGUCUCCCCAGCCACCAACGGCAUGCCCAACUCAGCCACCAUCCUCGAUUAACCCCCUGCCCCUACAUCCACCAGGGACCAUCAGACCAAAACAUCUCAACACAUAUGUGCCCAUACGCUGUUGUUCCUUACUGACUUGCUGAUCUGUACUUUGACAACUAAUACACAAUCAAUAUAUUGACUAUUCAGAUGCCCAUGGCAGUCAUCUGAUUGACUGGACUAUUUUGACCAAAGGAGUGUCCAAAGGAGUGGACAAUAUGUUACAAGUCUGACUGACCUGAAGAUGUCCUUUGACCCCCCUCACCCUCCUUUAUCUGUGUAGUUUACAAAAAAAUCUGAACGACUAACAUUCAUUUCUCUCCCUGUCUUGUCUUUCUUUCUCCCAGAAACCAACACCAUGGAAAGAUAAAGACAGAAUGCUGUACAGGUAGAAGUAUCAGAGGGACUGUAGGUGUGGUCCUAUAGAGGUACAGAGUAGUACAUUGAAAGAGGAGGCUGAUGUGACAGACAGCACAUACUGCUGUAACUGUCUUGAAACAUAGAUAUUUAUCAUGUCUUGACUUAUUUUGCAUAUGAUUUUGUAUAUCUAACACCAUUUGAUGUCUCAGAUUGUACUUGCCAGUGACUUUAUUUUUUUUAUGUGUUCAGAAUCCAAAAACACCCUUUUUUCAUAAUCUCCCUUUUUUACGUUUAUCAUCAUUUUUUUUACUUUUGCGUUCUACACUCUUUAUGUAAAACUCAUGAUUUCUCUUGAUUGACAUAUUUCAUAGAUCAAGAUGUUUUCAUCGAAACUAAGUGACGCCAAGUUUCUUACUAUAAAUAACAUUGGAUGCAUUAAGGGGAACUUGCUGUGAAGAUGCUGAGUAGCAUCUGAUGUAUAUAGCUGCAUCUACAUCUAUCUAUUUAGCCAUAAUACAGUAUUAUAGAUAUGUACAUGCUCCUUAUAUGUUCCUGUGCCUGCUGGGUCUGCAUAGAGCACCAGAUCGAUGUCAUUACUCUCUCGCCUUCCCACCAGAAGUGUAAUGUCAUUAUUGGAAAAGAUAUUGUAAUUUUUUGUGUCGAGAAUUUUGUGUAGCUUUCUGUAUCUGUCCUUGUCUCUUUCUACACUGUAUUAAAAACAUUGUUGUCUCUAAUUAACAAUCUUUUCAUACCAGUUCAUCUCAUACUACGCAAAUUGUUUGAGGAGCAGUAUUUAUGUAUAUUACGGAUUAGAGAGUGGAGUCUUGUGGGCAAAACACUCUCCCAGGUUUUAUUUUCAGACCCUUAUCAAUGCAAGUUGAUAUUGCAGACAGACGUAAUGAUUACCAGUUGAUGUAUAUUAAAGGCAAACAGUUGGCAGUUACAUCAAACGCAGAGAAUGUAUUCUUUUUAGGGCUGGGUAGACAUUGUCUCUACAUGCUGAUAAAAAAAAAAUCUGAGCUUCAAGGUACAGGAGAGAGAAGAGUGGUUAUGAGAAGAUCUGGAAAGGACAGUUUUUUUCCCACUGAAUGUAAAUACAACCCUUAAAGAUUGUUUUGAUGAACCCAACCAUGUUUGAUAAAAAAUGUGAAAAAUGUGAAGGUUUAAAAUCACUUAAUUUUAAAAUGUUGCAAGCUGUAAUUUCUCUUCUUUGUACUAUUGCUAUGAAUUCAAACUUUCUGUUUUUGACACGACUGCAGUGAGAUUUUGCAGUUUUAGCAAAACAAAAUAGCUCAUGGUCGAGGAACGAAAAAAAAAUAUUUAAAAGGAAAAAAAAUCCACAUUGUUCUGUAGAUGUUUUCAAGCAUUUCAAAAUUUGAAAAUCAAAAAAUUGUACAUUAGUGUCAUUUAGUGAUAGUAGUAGUUACAUUACAAUGAAAGCUAAGAUUGCAUUCAUGCCCAUAACCAUCCAGCAAUGCAUUGCAGUGCAGUGAAUAUCUGUGGAGUUUUUGUCUGAUGCAGUUAUGAGAGGCAGGGAUGCAGCGAGCCAGUUUGUGCAUACCACAGGGAGCACAUAUAUGCAACGCUGCUGUCUCAGUUCUACCUACUCAAAUAAAAGCUUGACAUUGGCCAAAUAUCACCUGACACUCCCUGAGGUAAAGAAUAUGGGAUGUCUAAAAUGGCUAGUGGCACUGACGGAGGUGUGUGUAAGCUCCCUGUUGUUGGUUAUACAGACACACUCAGGACAAAUAAAGCUUUUAAAAAAAAUCUAUUUUCAUACAGGAGCAAUGAAUGACACAAAAUAUGCCAAUAUUCUAACUUGACUAUCUGCUGCUAAACGUGUGUUUGUCAGUGUUCGGGGCAAAUGUUAGCUUUGAAUGAGGAAUAAGUGUACACACACAGAUACUCACUCGACUGCCACUCACUCUUUGCUUUUCAUGUGUCGAGGGGAAAGCCGGGGACACUGGCAUUUGCUUUUCCACUGUUGUUUUUUUCCCCCCAUUUUUAUAGUUAAAAGAGAAAAACCUUUUAAAAAGUGAACUGGUUUGUUUAGAGAAGCUUCUUCAUGACGCAGAAAAGCAGACAGACUUUAAACAAUAACGCCUGGGCGGGAAGGGAGGGGUGAGAGAAAAUAAGGGAGGAAGGAGGGGUAGGGCAUGUGUGUCCCUGUUGGGGUGUAGAUGUGCCUCUUUGUGGUGUGUGGGGUGCACCAUUAGCAUAAUGGGACUGAUGGCAUCAAUACGUAUCAUGGGUGAACGUCAGGAGUUGGGUGGACUUAUGGGCCCAAUAUAAUUGUAACUGCAUUAUGAAUCUACCACU